AUGGAUAAACCACUUGACUUCACUCAUGAUUCCAGCAACAUCCUGUCUGAAGAUCAGCUACAGUGUUCCAUCUGUCUGGAUGUGUUUACUGAUCCAGUCACCACCUCAUGUGGACACAACUUCUGCAGGAGCUGCCUUACACAAUGCUGGGAUAAGAGUCCACAAUGUCACUGUCCAUUAUGUAAAGAGAAAUUCACCAAGAGACCUGAACUCAAGAUCAAUACAACACUGAGGGAGGUUGCUGAUCACUUCAGGAAGAAAGGUGAAGUUGAUAAACCUGAGGUUCUGUGUGAUGUCUGCACUGGAGAGAAGCAGAAAGCUCUGAGAUCAUGUCUGGAUUGUGGUGUGACUUUCUGUGAGUCUCAUCUAGAGCCUCACAUUAAUGUCCCAAAAUAUAAGAAACAUAAACUCAUAAAUCCUGUGAAGAACCUGGAGGACUACAUAUGUCAGAAACAUGAGAAACCUUUCGAACGGUUCUGUAUAGAUGAUCAGAUCUGUGUCUGUCAGUUCUGCACUUUAGAUGAUCACAAGAACCACAACAUUAUUCCUAUAGAGGAGGAGAUUAAUAAGAAGAAGAUUCAGCUGGGUCAGACACAGACGGAGGUGCAGCAAAUGAUCCAGGAUCGACUGAAGAACAUCAAAGAGAUCAACCACUCAGUAGAGCUCAGCAAAAAAAACACAGAGAAAGAAAAAUCUGACAGCAUUAAAACCUUCACUGAUCUGAUUCACUCCAUUGAGAAGAGUCAGACUGAGAUGCUGAAGAUGAUGGAAGAGAAGCAGAAAGUCGUAGAGAAUCAGGCUGAACGAUUCAUUAAAGAUCUGCAGCAGGAAAUCACUGAACUACAGAGGAGAGAAACUGAACUGGAGAAGAUUCUGAACACUGAGGAACAUCUCCACCUCUUACAGGUUAAUCCAACAAUCUGCAGCCCUCCAACCACCAAGAACUGGACCGAUAUUAGUAUUAACACUGAUCCAGAUGUGGAGACUCUGAGAACAUCUCUCUCUCAGCUUCAGAAAACUCUGAAUGAGAAGCUCAGUAAAACUCUGAAUGAGAUGUUGAGAGAAACAGUCUCCACAGAACUGAAGAGGAUUCAGCAGUAUGCAGUGGACGUGACUCUGGAUCCUGAUACAGCUUAUCCUAAACUUGUUCUGUCUGAUGAUGGAAAACAAGUGAAACAUGGAAACACUAAUCAGAAUCUCCCCGACACCCAAAAAAGAUUCACAAGGUACAGUUUCAUCCUGGGAAAGCAGAGUUUCUCCUCAGGUAGAUUUUACUAUGAGGUGCAGGUCAGUGGGACGACCGAGUGGAAUUUAGGAGUUGUCAGAGAGUCUGUAAACAGGAAAGAUGAGAUUAUACUGAGACCUCAGGAUGGAUUCUGGAUUGUAAUUCUGAGGAACAGGGAUGAGUAUAAAGCUUGUGCUGGUCCCCCUAUCCUCCUCUCUCUGAAAGAGAAACUUCAGAAGGUCGGAGUGUUUGUGGAUUAUGAGGAGGGUCUGGUCUCGUUUUAUGAUGUGGAGAACAGGGUUCAUAUCUACUCUUAUACUGGUCAGAUGUUCACUGAGAAACUCUACCCAUACUUCUAUACUGGUAUAAAUGAUGAAGAUGAAAAUGCAGCACCACUCAUCAUCACUCCUGUAAUAAAGACUCGUUUCCUGUCUGAAGAUCAGUUCCAGUGUUCCAUCUGUCUGGAUGUGUUUACUGAUCCAGUCACGACCCCAUGUGGACACAACUUCUGCAAGAGCUGCCUUACACAGUGCUGGAAUCUGAGUCCACAAUGUUACUGUCCAUUAUGUAAAGAGAAAUUCACCAAGAGACCUGAACUCAAGAUCAAUACAACACUGAGGGAGGUUGCUGAUCACUUCAGGAUGAAAUGUCAGGUUGAUAAACACAAGGUUCUUUGUGAUGCCUGCACUGGAGAGAAGCAGAAAGCUCUAAGAUCCUGUCUGGAUUGUGGUCUGACGCUUUGUAAAUCUCAUCUAGAGCCUCAUCAUAAUGUUCUAAAACUUAGAAAACACAAACUCAUAAAUCCUGUGAAGAACCUGGAGGACUACAUAUGCUGGAAGCAUGAAAAAGCUCUGGAACUGUUCUGCAGAGACGAUCAGACGAGUGUGUGUCAGAUCUGCUCUCUGGAUGAUCACAAAAACCACAACAUUAUUUCUAUAGAGAAGGAGACUGGAGAGAAGAAGACUCAACUUGGUAAAACGCUUACAGAGGUGCAGCAGAUGAUCAAGGAUCACCUAAAGAAGAUUCAAGAGAUCAGACAGUCAGUAGAGUUUAGCAAAAAAACCACAAAGAAAGAGAAAACAGAUCGUAAUAAAGUCUUCACAGAUCUGAUUCGCUCCAUUAAGUCGAGUCAGGCUGAACUACGGGAGGUGAUGGAGAAGCAGCAGACAGCCAUAGAGAACCAGGCUGAACGAUUUAUCAAAGAUCUGCAGCAGGAAAUCACUGAACUAAAGAGGAGAGAAACUGAGCUGCAGCAGCUUCUGAACACUGAGGAACAUCUCAACCUUCUACAGAUGACCCAAUCAGUCUGCAACCCUCCAACCACCAAGAACUGGACUGAUACCAGGAUUAACACCGAUCUGAACGGGGAGAAUCUGAUUUCAGCUUUGGUUCAACUUAAGAAAACUCUGAAUGAGAAACUGGAUAAGAGGAUCAAAGAAACAGUCUCUACAGAGCUGAAGAGGAUUCAGCAGUAUGCAGUGGACGUGACUCUGGAUCCGGAUACAGCAAGUCCCUUUCUCAUCCUAUCUGACGACGGAAAACAAGGGACAUGUGAAAACACGAUGCAGAAUCUCCCCGACACCCCAAAAAGAUUCACUUAUUAUGCCAUAGUUCUGGGAAAGCAGAGUUUCUCCUCAGGUAGAUUUUACUAUGAGGUGCAGGUUGGUGGGAAGACCAAGUGGAGUUUAGGAGUCGCCAGAGAGUCUGUAAACAGGAAAGAUGAGAUUACACUGAGACCUCAGGAUGGACUCUGGACUGUGAUUCAGAGGAACAGGGAUGAGUACGAGGCUUGUGAAACUCUGUCUGUCCUCCUCUCUCUGAAAGAGAAACCCAGAAAGGUCGGAGUGUUUGUGGAUUAUGAGGAGGGUCUGGUCUCGUUCUAUGAUGUGGAGAACAGGGUUCAUAUCUACUCUUAUACUGGUCAGACGUUCACUGAGAAACUCUACCCAUACUUCUGUCCUUUCGAUAAUGAUGGAGGUAAAAACUCAGCACCACUCAUCAUCACUCCUGUAUUAAACCGUAAAUAA
This is a messenger RNA of Trichomycterus rosablanca, 3252 nucleotides long. RefSeq lists its product as uncharacterized. Bases 1 to 3252 code for a protein of 1083 amino acids. The record is from RefSeq and is a predicted model, not a curated record. Gene Ontology annotation, biological process: protein ubiquitination. The transcript is spliced from 13 exons. Gene Ontology annotation, molecular function: protein binding; ubiquitin-protein transferase activity; zinc ion binding. Lineage: Eukaryota; Metazoa; Chordata; Actinopteri; Siluriformes; Trichomycteridae.